Paecilomyces variotii is the source of this 2006-nucleotide messenger RNA. RefSeq names its product xylulokinase. The transcript is spliced from 2 exons. Gene Ontology annotation, molecular function: D-xylulokinase activity. Gene Ontology annotation, biological process: xylulose metabolic process; D-xylose metabolic process. Bases 222 to 1952 code for a protein of 576 amino acids. Gene Ontology annotation, cellular component: cytosol. The record is from RefSeq and is a predicted model, not a curated record. NCBI's taxonomy places the organism in Eukaryota, Fungi, Ascomycota, Eurotiomycetes, Eurotiales, Thermoascaceae.
UUCCAGAUGCACCCUGAGAGUGAUUUAGGCAUCUCAAAUCAUCUUGUGCUUUUCCACUGAUCUCGUGAUCAUCUAUUAUUUUCCCGAGAGUAAUCUGUCUAGAUCUCCUUUUCCUUUGCGUUCCUCCUUUCUUUUUUUUUCUCUCUUUCAGUGCCAUCUUAGACAAUUACACCGGACAUUUACACCCUCCCUCGAGAAAAGGAGAGACAAUUGUCACGAAAAUGGGUUCCCAGGGUCCUCUCUACCUUGGGUUCGACCUUUCGACUCAGCAGCUGAAGGGUCUCGUGGUGACCUCGGAUCUGAAGGUUGCCCACAUUGCCAAGUUCGACUUCGAUGCCGACUCGAAAGGCUUCGGCAUCAAGAAAGGCGUUCUUGCCAAUGAGGCGGAGAGAGAGGUCUUUGCGCCUGUGGCCCUCUGGCUUCAGGCCCUUGACGGCGUGCUGAGCAAGCUGAAGGAGCAAGGACUGGACUUCAGCCGCGUGAAGGGUAUCAGUGGUGCGGGGCAGCAACAUGGCAGUGUGUACUGGAGCCACGACGCGGAGAAGCUGUUGAAGACCUUGCAGAAGGAGAAGACUCUUGAGGAGCAAUUGCAGGGGGCCUUUUCUCAUCCGUACAGCCCGAACUGGCAGGAUGCCAGUACGCAGAAGGAAUGCGAUGAGUUUGAUGCUGCCUUGGGGAGCCAGGAGGAAUUGGCCAACGUGACGGGAAGCAAGGCGCAUCAUAGAUUCACUGGUCCCCAGAUUCUCCGUUUCACACGGAAGCACCCGGAUGCCUACAAGAAAACCGCAAGGAUAUCUCUGGUGUCUUCGUUUUUGGCCUCGCUGUUCCUUGGUCACAUCGCACCUUUUGAUAUUUCCGAUGUCUGUGGAAUGAACUUGUGGAACAUUAAGAACGGCGCCUACGAUGACCGCCUUCUCAAACUUGCCUCUGGUCAAUUCGGCGUUGAGGACUUAAAGAAUAAACUGGGAGAUGUCCCCGAGGAUGGAGGCCUUGACCUAGGCAAGAUUGAUAGGUACUUCGUGGAGCGAUAUAACUUCAGCCCGGAUUGCACGAUUAUUCCCGCCACCGGUGACAACCCCGCCACUAUUCUUGCUCUGCCUCUGAGAUCGUCAGAUGCUAUGGUCUCACUGGGAACUUCGACUACUUUCCUGAUGUCGACUCCUCACUACAAACCAGACCCCGCCACUCACUUCUUCAACCACCCUACCACGCCCGGCUUGUACAUGUUCAUGCUUUGCUACAAGAACGGAGGUCUCGCUCGUGAACAUGUCCGGGAUGCAAUUGAUGCGAAGCUGGGCAAGGACUCUGCCAAUCCCUGGGCUAACUUCGACAAAGCUGUGCUGCAGACGCCAGCAUUGGGCCAAAAGACCGACUCGGAGAAGAUGAAGAUGGGACUCUUUUUCCCGCGACCAGAGAUUGUUCCCAAUCUGCCUGCUGGACAGUGGCAUUUCAAUUAUAACCCGAAGGAUCAGGCGUUGCAGGAGACGACUGACGGCUGGGACAAGCCACUAGAUGACGCUCGUGCGAUUGUCGAGAGCCAGUUGCUUUCCCUCCGCCUCCGUUCGAAGGGACUUACCCAGAGCCCCGCGGAGGGUAUCCCCGCACAGCCUAGACGAGUGUAUCUCGUCGGUGGCGGAUCGAAAAACAAGGCCAUCGCCAAGGUCGCCGGCGAGGUCCUUGGAGGCGUCGAGGGCGUCUACAAGCUGGACGUUGGUGACAAUGCAUGCGCUCUGGGCGCCGCCUACAAGGCCGUGUGGGGUCUGGAGAGGAAGCCCGGCCAGACCUUCGAAGAGCUCAUCGGUCAGCGAUGGAGGGAGGAGGAUUUUAUCGAGAAGAUUGCCGAUGGAUACCAGAAAGAUGUCUACGAGAAAUAUGGCCUCGCGGUGGAAGGCUUCGAGAAGAUGGAAAAGGAGGUUCUGGCGGAGGAAGCCGCCAAGCACGGCAAGGCGUGAACCUGGAGAUGGAAAUAUUAAUGACAGGCAUGACGUAUCUUUGCUCCUUUAUAU